Rattus norvegicus (Norway rat) is the source of this 1610-nucleotide messenger RNA. It is a transcript of the gene Glyatl2, whose product is annotated as glycine-N-acyltransferase-like 2. Bases 44 to 931 code for a protein of 295 amino acids. Gene Ontology annotation, cellular component: centrosome; mitochondrion. Lineage: Eukaryota; Metazoa; Chordata; Mammalia; Rodentia; Muridae. The record is from RefSeq and is marked provisional. Gene Ontology annotation, molecular function: glycine N-acyltransferase activity. The transcript is spliced from 6 exons.
GGAAGCUCUCUGUGUGGAUACAGAUUUAUAGGUAUUAGAAGAGAUGUUCUAUAUACAGAGUUCUGAGGCACUGCAGAUUCUGAAGAAUUCCCUAAGGAAGCACCUCCCUGAGUCCUUAAAGGUUUAUGGGACUGUCUUCCACAUGAACCAGGGAAACCCAUUCAAGCUCAAGGCUGUGGUGGACAAGUGGCCUGAUUUUAAUACUGUUGUUAUUCGACCACAGGAACAGGACAUGACAGAUGACCUUGACCACUACAACAACACUUACCUAAUUUAUUCCAAGGAUCCCAAGCACUGUCAGGAAUUCCUUGGCUCAUCAGACGUCAUUAACUGGAAACAACAUUUGCAGAUCCAAAGUUCACAGGCAGACCUGGGCAAAGUGAUAGAAAACCUUGGAGCCACUAACUUGGGCAAGGUCAAGCAUAAGCAGUGCUUUCUCUAUAUGGUAUCUCAUACAGCAAAGAAACUGACUCCUUCCUUGGUGGAUGCAAAGCACUUAGUAGUCAGCAGUGAGAAACCCACGCCUUUUGACCAUCAGUUAUUCAAAUUUGCCCGCCUGGAUGUUAAGCAUGCUGCAUUGGUGAAUAGCAUCUGGUAUUUUGGUGGCAAUGAGAAAAGCCAGAAGUUCAUUGAACGCUGUAUCUUUACCUUUCCCAGCGUCUGUAUUAUGGGGCCUGAGGGGACCCCUGUGUCCUGGGCCCUGAUGGAUCACACUGGAGAACUAAGAAUGGCAGGCACCUUGCCUAAGUACCGGCACCAGAACCUCAUUUACCAUGUUGCUUUUCACCAGGUCCAUACACUAGAGAAGCUGGGCUUUCCCAUGUAUUUACAUGUGGAUAAGGUUAACCUCACCAUUCAGAGAAUGUCUGCUGUGCUGGGGCAUGUCCCCAUGCCCUGUACCUGGAACCAGUGGAACUGGGUACCUCUCUAAAGCCAGAAAAGAGUGAGAGGGGGACUGCACUUGUAGAUGGAGAAAUGGCUGAGUGAACAGAGAGAAGUGAACUGUCAUUAGGGUGGUGUGUGUUUCUAGAGAGCAGGGUUGCAUCACACUGAGCUGCACACAGUUUCUUCGCCCUCACAUUGCUCAUGCUCUUAAUUCCAUUUCUCAGCAUACAGAAGGCCACCAUGUCCUGCUCCCACAUUCUCAGGAUUCCUGUAACACAUUUGGCUAAAUUGUACUCUCUCCUAUUCAUUUUGCAGGCUCAUUGAUCCAUGGCUAUUAGUCAGUAGGUUUGUUUUGUGACCUGACCCCCCACAACCCUGCACACAGGCAUACUUCCUCUGGCUUUCUGUAGCUUUGCUUUUAUGGGUUGGAGAAGUUUGUUCUCAUGUCACUCACCAGACAUUAAAUUGUUAAUAUGUAAAAACUACUAUACAUGCAAACACAGAUACACAGUAUGUGUGGUACAACUGUAAGAAUUGUUAGAAAAGAGACUAGAGCUCAGCAAGUAAAUGUGCCUGCAGUCAAGCCUGGUAACCUGAAUUUGAUUCCUGGGAACCACAUUGUAAAAGGAGAGAAUCUAUUCCAUCGACUUGUCCUCUAACCUCCCCAGGUAUGGGGCGCAUGUGCACACACAAAUAAGUAAAUGUAAUCUUUAAACAGUUAAAAA